Pipistrellus nathusii (Nathusius's pipistrelle) is the source of this 1122-nucleotide messenger RNA. NCBI's taxonomy places the organism in Eukaryota, Metazoa, Chordata, Mammalia, Chiroptera, Vespertilionidae. The record is from the annotation of a GenBank genome assembly.
AUGUCCGGGCCGCGCGCCGGCUUCUACCGGCAGGAGCUCAACAAGACGGUGUGGGAGGUGCCGCAGCGGCUGCAGGGGCUGCGCCCGGUGGGCUCGGGCGCCUACGGCUCCGUCUGCUCGGCCUACGACGCGCGGCUCCGCCAGAAGGUGGCGGUGAAGAAGCUGUCGCGCCCCUUCCAGUCGCUGGUCCACGCGCGGAGGACCUACCGGGAGCUGCGGCUGCUGCAGCACCUGAAGCACGAGAACGUCAUCGGGCUGCUGGACGUCUUCACGCCGGCCACGUCCAUCGAGGACUUCAGCGAAGUGUACCUGGUGACCACGCUGAUGGGCGCCGACCUCAACAACAUCGUCAAGUGCCAGGCGCUGAGCGACGAGCACGUGCAGUUCCUGGUGUACCAGCUGCUGCGCGGGCUGAAGUACAUCCACUCGGCCGGGAUCGUCCACCGGGACCUGAAGCCCAGCAACCUGGCGGUGAACGAGGACUGCGAGCUCAGGAUCCUGGACUUCGGGCUGGCGCGCCAGGCAGACGAGGAGAUGACGGGCUACGUGGCCACCCGCUGGUACCGGGCCCCUGAGAUCAUGCUCAACUGGAUGCACUACAACCAGACAGUGGACAUCUGGUCUGUGGGUUGCAUCAUGGCUGAGCUGCUCCAAGGAAAGGCUCUCUUCCCGGGAAGUGACUAUAUUGACCAGCUGAAGCGCAUCAUGGAGGUGGUGGGCACGCCCAGCCCUGAGGUGCUGGCCAAGAUCUCCUCGGAGCACGCCCGGACGUACAUCCAGUCCCUGCCUCCCAUGCCCGGGAAGGACCUCAGGAGCAUCUUCCGUGGCGCCAACCCCCUGGCUGUGGACCUCCUGGGGAGGAUGCUGGUGCUGGACAGCGACCAGCGGCUCAGUGCGGCCGAGGCCCUGGCCCAUGCCUACUUCAGCCAGUACCACGACCCCGAGGACGAGCCCGAGGCCGAGCCCUACGAUGAGAGCGUGGAGGCCAAGGAGCGCACCCUGGAGGAGUGGAAAUGGGGGGAGGUGGCACCCAGGGAGCUCACCUACCAGGAAGUCCUCAGCUUCAAGCCCCCAGGGCCACCGCAGCCUCCGGGCAGCCUGGACCUGGACGUGGAGCAGUGA